UGAUCUUCAUUUCACCUCCUAAAAUGUGAAAACUGUUUGAUGUCUGGCUAUAAAUGAUAAAACCACAAAAGAGUGGUGGAUGACGUCUGGGGAGAUGACUGUACUGGGUAAGAUAAGAUUGUCCAGCAAGAGGGACCAUUGACAAAUUCCUGUGACUUGAAUGAUUCUUUAUUCAUAUAGGGCGACAUAUAGGGCCCUCUGUUCCCCUCAGAAGGGAGUCACCAACUACUACCACUCUUCUUUUUCUUUUUCUUCUUACAGCUGCAGUUGUAACCCUUUUUGUAGAUGAGGUCCAUCCAGGGGGCUCUCCAGGUGGAUCUUCUUGGCUGUCCUCUGCCUGAUUUUCAGGGUCCAGGGCCUCAUAUCUAUUUGUUAAGGGCACCAAGGGUGGUGAUGGGGUUCAAGAGAGGGUUCUUUUACCUCUCCGAUCAGGGACCUAUUUCCAUAUCCCCCCAUCAAUUAGAUCUGCUCUAUCUGCCUUAUGGCAGGAGGGACAAGGCUUUGCCAUCUCCUGUUGCACACCCUUAGGAGUCAAAAGAGUUUGACCCCACCAGUCAAUUUCUUCUUCACUCUUCCUAAUGCUCCUUAGUCUCUCCACCUCUUCCUUAAGCUCUGCCACUAGGCACAGUAAGUCAUUGACCUGGUUACAUCGUACACAGGUGCCUCCCAUACCAUUCUCUGGUACUAAAGCCAGGCACAGACACUCUGCGCAGCCAGAAGCCUGGGUGGCUGCAUCCUUCUUGGCAGGUAGUGUCUGUGUAGACACACUCUUUGUAUUAACGGCAGCAACAGCUUUCCUUUUUCUAGAAACCAUUACUACCCUUAGUUACAUUGGGGACAAGAAAACAAAAUGAAACCCCGGACACACUUCUUUCUUUCUACCUGCUCUGCAGCUUCUUUUCAGUCCAUAUUAACAAUCGAGAUGAAGAAGCAGCAGAGGUUCUUGAAUGAGGAUGGGGAUGGCGAUGGGAGGAAACCAAAUGCCCUCCCUCCCCUGGAUGACUGGGCCAGUGAGGCUGAUGUGCAAGACUUCAGCACUGGGCAAGGAGGUGACCACCCCCACCUUUCUCACCAAGCCUUGACCCAGGACCCCCAAGAGAGGGAGGCAAGCAGUGCUGACUCGGGUACCAUGCAGAUCAAAGACAAGCUGAAGACGAAGAUGAUGUCUGAGGGUCUGUCAGCCUCAUACAGAGGCCUGACUGACUGCGAUGACCCCACGGGGGUUACCCUGAAGUCAGUAGAUUCUGGAUCAGCUUCCCAGAAGCUCCGGGUAACCUCCAAGACCAUGUCUGCCACCCAGAACAGACCUGUUUCCUCAGAGGCCAGCAUGUUAAGUGAUGGAGAGCAGGCGCAUGGGGAAAAUGACACAGACUAUGAUGCCAGUGAUGAGGAUAACAUGGAGCUGAUGUCAGAGAGCAAAGGAUAUAAAAUAAGGAAACCAAGCCAAGCAUGUGUAGUGGAUCUUCAGUUUAUUUCCAGUAGGCAGAGCUCUGAGAUCUUUUUCUGCAGUGUGAGCCCAGGGAAGCAGCUGAGCCAAGGAAGUGCUCAGCUGGACAUUGUGCUUCAGGCUGUUUCUGCAACAUGCAUCCUGCAGACUUGACGUCCUCAGUCUGUAUCAAUAGGAGAAUAGUUUCUGUGCUCUCUAGUGGCUCCUGCUGUGUUUUCUGACUGAGAACACACCAACGAGUCAGAGCAACUAAAUGUGUCUCACCCGGUCGAGCAUGUCCUUCUACAGUUAGUAAAAUCCAUGUUUCUGUGUA
Columba livia (rock pigeon) is the source of this 1760-nucleotide messenger RNA. RefSeq lists its product as uncharacterized. The coding region runs from base 851 to 1600 and encodes 249 amino acids. Lineage: Eukaryota; Metazoa; Chordata; Aves; Columbiformes; Columbidae. The transcript has 2 exons. The record is from RefSeq and is a predicted model, not a curated record.